Molecule: messenger RNA, 561 nt
Organism: Penicillium robsamsonii
Lineage: Eukaryota; Fungi; Ascomycota; Eurotiomycetes; Eurotiales; Aspergillaceae
Exons: 2
Coding region: 1-561 (186 amino acids)
Source: RefSeq, a predicted model, not a curated record
AUGUCUUCGCCCGACGAACAACCAGAUAUUACAUCCCUCCUGCUGAAAGCAAUAAGCAAGGAAUCUAUCUUCCGCCUGACGGACCUUCUACGAGACAUCAUCAAAAAUAGCCCGGAAGGUCGUGAAAUCGCCUCAAAAUGGCUCCUAGCAGCAAAGGACGAUGUGAAAGCCGAGCGAGUCCCCACAUCUCCAACUGUCCCCGUCACUUCCAGCCAGCCCGCCAAUAAAGAGCCCAUUUCUGAGCCUACGGCUAAUAUCCCGAUGUCAUUCCGUUUCGAAAGAUGUCUCUACUGCCUGGAGAAGUUCGAUGUCACUAAAAACUCAGCGAUAAGUUGCAGAUAUCAUGUUGACCCCGACAUGGUCGACGAAGAGUUUUUCAAGGACGAGAUUGAUGCUGGAAUCGAUGUUGACCGUGAGGAGUAUCGUGAGGCUUGGCCGGAAAAGUUCUUCUAUACUUGCUGUGGAAGGAACUUGCUUGAGGAGGUGUGCCAGGUUGGUUGGCAUAAGGUUGCGAAGCGUCCUAGCAAGCGGGCUAUUCCGGAGGAAGUUCGAUGGAAUUAG